AUGUUGAAGAUUGAAUUAACAGGUAGUUCGCGAAUCGAAUUCCUUAGCUAUGGAGUUCGACGUCUUAGCAACAAUUAUGGAAAUGUUGAAGCAGUUGUUGGAUUCAUGUUACAUCCAGAAGCAGCAGAUACUAAAGUGAUUUUUAUAUUGGACACACAGUGCAAUUAUGAAGCUACGCUUACUAUUGACUUAAUGAGCACUAUCACUUUGAUAUUUCAACGACAUGCUAAUAUUCUUGGAUUUUGUGUUGUUAUAUACUUGUUAUGCCAACUGAUGGCUUGGGCAAUACUGUUUAACGGCGUAGCAAUCAGUAAGAAGCGAAAAGUAGAAGAUGAAUUUUUGAAUCGAAGAUUGUUGUUCUUAAUUGGCUUGCAGGACUUUCAAAAACGGGUUAGCUGUCCAUUCCCACUUAAUGAAUGUAGUUUGCUGACGUUGAUAACAAUGUUUCAUAUUUUAAUAUUUGCACUUUUCCUACCAUAUGGAAUAUGUUCUAUAUGGAAUCUGCUUCAUUACGGUACUGUACCUGCUUAUGAAGACCCAACACGUUAUGCUGCCUACAUAUCAGCAAUAAUUUUGAUUGUUCGACUUCUUGCGGAUUUCAGAAUUUCUGGGAUGGUAAAUAUGCCAUUAUAUAAAUUUUCAAUAAUUUGA
Messenger RNA from Enterobius vermicularis (human pinworm), 651 nucleotides. The record is from the annotation of a GenBank genome assembly. Lineage: Eukaryota; Metazoa; Nematoda; Chromadorea; Rhabditida; Oxyuridae.